CAAUUGUUGGCACUUCUAGGUCUCCGAGGUUCACAGGCUGUAUAUUCCAAGUGCCUCAAAGUUUCGUCCUGCCUGUCCAAUUCAUAUCCGAAUGAUCCCUCUUCCGUACGUUAUGGGCAAGGGAUAUUCUGCUCAGUAUUCUCCUGUCAAUGGAGCGGACGACGAGGACGAGAAGCUUCUCCAUAGGGAUGCAGAAGCCAGACCUCACUCGAAGUCCCGUCUCCUUCACGUAUCGCUGUGGCUCAUACAUGGUAUCCUGAUAUUUAUAACGUUACUCUUCUUCACGCUAUGGGCACGAGCACUUUCGAAGGAUGACAUACUCCUGUACUCUCCGGCAAACGAGGCUAUUGAAUCCAAAGGCAUUGUGAGAUUCAACGGAAGUUGGGAUCGUCGUGAGGUAUAUCGCGGCAGUCCGUCUCCAGAUCUUGAAGCAGCUUGGGAUAGAGUAACUGCCAAUGGGCGCCCAAUGGGUAUAACGCUCGAACAACUACUCGAAAUAGAGGAAGAACCUGCCCCAUUCAUGGCUAGGUAUCCGGAAGAGUACGGCGGGAAUUAUUUGGCGAUUGUAGAGGUUAUUCACCACCUUCAUUGCAUAAACAUAGUUCGCAGAUCCACCUGGCGUAACCAUUAUAUGGCAGAAGAUCCUGACUUUAUCCGAUGGCGCAUCCAUCCUGAUCACUGCGUCGAAAUUCUCAGACAAGCCAUUAUGUGCCCCUCUGAUGUAACAAUGGUUAAUUAUGAUUGGGUUGAGGGACUCGACGAUCCUUACCCAAACUUCAAUAUUCCUCAUCAAUGUAGGGACUUCGAGAAGAUUUUGACUUGGGUAGAUGAUCGUCGUGUUAACAUCCCUCCAUCGAAGUUGAUCCGCCAGGAGGAUAAUGUUGAUCUUCCUUACCCUCCCUAAUUGUAUUCCCGACCCAUAGAGGAUCUACAGGAGGCAUGAUAUCGCAUCACGAAUGUCACUACAAAGACGUAUGACUCGAGUUCUAGUGCUUAUAGGCUGUCGCACAAUAAAUUCCCUUCGAAUUAGAUAUCUUGUAAAGUCGGAGGCA
Messenger RNA from Suillus subaureus, 1052 nucleotides. RefSeq lists its product as uncharacterized. Bases 92 to 904 code for a protein of 270 amino acids. The record is from RefSeq and is a predicted model, not a curated record. Gene Ontology annotation, biological process: mycotoxin biosynthetic process. The transcript is spliced from 5 exons. Lineage: Eukaryota; Fungi; Basidiomycota; Agaricomycetes; Boletales; Suillaceae.